Salvelinus namaycush (lake trout) is the source of this 1896-nucleotide messenger RNA. Its product is annotated as calcium homeostasis modulator protein 5-like. The transcript is spliced from 2 exons. The record is from RefSeq and is a predicted model, not a curated record. Gene Ontology annotation, molecular function: monoatomic cation channel activity. NCBI's taxonomy places the organism in Eukaryota, Metazoa, Chordata, Actinopteri, Salmoniformes, Salmonidae. The coding region runs from base 4 to 936 and encodes 310 amino acids.
ACCAUGGAUAACUUCCAGACCGUCCUGCGCUUUUUCAUGAAUCAGAAGGCCACCAUUGGCUACAGCUUCAUGGCCCUCCUGACCAUCGGGGGAGAGCGGAUCUUCUCCAUGGUCUCAUUCCAGUGCCCCUGCAACCACGACCAGAACUUUGCAUACGGCCUGACCUUCCUGUUGGGCCCAGGCCUGGUGCUUCUGGUGCUUGGUCUUUUCUUCAGCAGCAAGCUGUGGCGCCUCUACACUGGCUGUUGCCUAAACCCCAUUAAGCUAUGCCCCAGGGGCAACUGUUUCACCUGCCUCAAAGUGUUUGUCAAAAUCUUCUCCGGUGCCUGUGUGGCCCCUAUCAUGUGGCUGUGUGUGGCACUGUUGAACGGGACCUUCUACGAGUGUGCCGUCAGCGGGCUGGAUGAUAACCUGGUGGUGGAUCUGUUCUGUAAAAACAAGACCUUGAUGUGCCGGGAGGAGUUGGCCCGCGUGCCCUGCAGCAAGUCCAAGCUGCCCAGUGACGAGAACAUGGAACUGUUGCUCAUGUUCCGGGCUCAGUCACAGAUACUAGGCUGGUGUAUUAUCAUCAUUUCAGCCGUACUAGGGCUCCUCGGGACCUGCUACACAAACUGCCGCUCAAAGGUCAGCUACCUGCAGCUCACCUUCUGGAAGCGCUACGUAGAAAAGGAGAAGGAGCAGUUUGACACAUUCGCUAUGGAGUAUGCAUCCAAGCUGGCCGAGAGGAACCUAAAGAGCUUCUUUGAGAACCGUGACCCGGAAAUAUUCCCAUUCCCCAACCACAAGGCCUGGGAGGAGAUCUCAGCCCUCUACACCUUCUCCAAGAGUGAGCAGUACUACAGCACCCUGCAGAGGUAUGUGGAGCGUGAUGACCGAGACUACAGCCCUGAGAAAAGACCAGUCAUGGACCUGGAGCACGGCAUAGAGAUGAGCUGAGAGAGGGGCGGAUAAUGGCAGAGUAUGAAUUACAGUAUAUCCUAUUUGUUUUACCUUUAUAAAUGACAUGCAGUAAAUACAAUAGAUUUAACUCACAGACUGAGAAGAAGCGUUGUUGCCUGCAUUUCCCCCAAAGCACUGACAUCUACACAGAGCACCAUUCAGAACAUUAUUACCAGUGACACAGCAGUGAUUACCAAAGAAUGCAGCCAUUGCAGAAGUGGUGAAACAGUAGGGCUUCUUGUCUGCUGGAACCCACAGUUCGUGAAUGGUCAUGAACACUAGCUGAUGCAAUGUCCCUGUCAUAACAAACACUUUGAUUUGACAAAGUCUCCUCUACCUCUAUUUGACAUGCCUUUUGAAGCAUUUCAUUCACUUUACUGGUACAUAAUGGUAGGAGAGCUAUUGUAAUUGUAUAGUUUCAAUAGGGAAUUUUGCGUGUAAUAUUGCGCCACAAUAUGAAUGCUACAUGAAUGACAGAGUUGUAACAUGCAAUUUGCUUGAAAUGUUUACACAACUCAAUGUUUACAUUAUUAUGACAACUUGAGCACCACCUUAAAGUGUCUUUCUAUGGCAGUACAAGUGAAGUACAGCUCACUUGAUAUGUUAUGUUAAUUUGGGGAUAACUCUGCCAUUACUACUGUCCUGUUCAAUUAUUAAUGUCAAUAGUAGUCAAUAACUCACAACAUUAAGAGGUAAUAAAUCAUGUAUGACAUACGGGAUAUUCUCACUGGAUUCUACAAAAACAUUUGUGGAACCUGUUUAUUAUUUUUUCUUCUCCUUUCUAACAUCUGUAAAAUCCCUACCAUGUAAUGUGUAAGCACUAAAUGAACCUGUUCAUAGAACAUUAUUUGGACAUGUUGCAUUAUGCCUGAUAAAAACAUUUUAGGGUGGUGAGUUUGUGUGUAAAAACUGUCCAUAUUCCACCAUGUUUGACUAAGAGGGGAGAAUGCAGCCACA